AAGAUGGGGAAAGGACCGAACAUGAACACAUCUUUCCUACUCGGCGUGUGGUUUACGGCGUUUCUAUUUUUGCAUUCGGCGACUGCUUGGAAAGACUAUGAAGCAGUCAGCAUCAUUUCCUACACCAGAGUCACUAGUGGGGAUGCUGUAGAGCAAGGAGUAGUGGUCGUGGUGAACGAAGCUGUGUUUGCCUACUUUAAUGCAACUGAGGAAACCUUCCAACUCAGGCCUAGUGCCUCAGCAGGCUUCACUGUGCUUGAAGCGGCACAACGCAUGGGUUGUGUGCGUGAAGUCACCAAUGCUUUUAAACCCCAAAAGCACUAUCUAAAGAAGUUGACUGAUCAAACGUCUGGUGCAAAACCACCUAAAUUGAGUCCCUCAGUCAAUGUUUAUAGCCAGAUUCCAGCAAUACCAGGGGCGCCACAUUACCUUCACUGCCAUGCCACUGGCUUCUAUCCUGGAGAUAUUGAUAUCAGCUUUCUCCUCAAUGGACAACCCUUCCGUGGUCCUACAGAGAGCUCUGACUUGGUGUAUGGAGAGGACUGGACCUUCAGGGUGUUCAAAUACAUCAAAAUUGAGCCUCAUCCAACAGAGCAGUAUGCUUGUGUGGUCAACCACAGCAGUUUCACACAGCCUAAAACAAUUGUGUGGCGUCUGGAGGUAGUGUCCAAGACCACCGGAACAUCACCCCUGUUUGUAGGUGUGGUGGCUGCUGUAUGUGGAGGAGUACUGGGCUGCUUGCUGUCUGUCCUCAUGUGGAAGCACAUAAAUCGCUCCAAAUAACAACCAUGUGGACUCUUUUUCCACCUAUCCCAACUAUUAUUUUCUCACGCUGCUUUCUGCCUGUUAUGUAUUUACUCACACUGGCUGUUUGUAAUACUUGUUGUCUUUUUAUUAGAAUAACGUGAAAUAAAACCAAGUGAAUUGUG
This is a messenger RNA of Engraulis encrasicolus (European anchovy), 929 nucleotides long. RefSeq lists its product as uncharacterized. The transcript has 4 exons. The record is from RefSeq and is a predicted model, not a curated record. NCBI's taxonomy places the organism in Eukaryota, Metazoa, Chordata, Actinopteri, Clupeiformes, Engraulidae. Bases 4 to 783 code for a protein of 259 amino acids.